AUUGAUCCCCAAAUCAAGGAGCUCUGCCGUUUCCCUGGGCAGCCGACCCUCCCGCAGGAAUUUAACCCUCCCCAGCCCACUCGCCUUCCUUCCCCAGACUCGAUGGUUUUGCCCGGGCAGCGUUGGGAAUUUGCCCUUUCCGGAGCGAUGUAAGGAGGAGUGGGAUGGCUUUUCGUAUCCCCGGUCCCGGGAUGAAACAACCUGUACGUCUCUCCCCCCCAGCUGGCUCCCAGCCAGGCACGGGGGAACCGGCUGAACAAGCCCCGGCUGUCAAAAUGCUGCUGCUUUAAACAGGCUCUCCACUGGCUGCAGCCAAAGCCACGCUAUGCCGAACGUCACCGAGGAACAGAAAUAGCCGGCACGAGUGGAGGGAGGGGAAUGUGAGUAUUAAGAGCGCACAGAUUUCAAACAUACUUGGUUGGGCAGCACACGCUCCCUUCCUGCCGCUGCCUCUCCAGCUGCGACGGAGCGCCGGGAUCUCUCGCUGUCUGCCCGGGAAGAAGGAUUCUCUUCUUUCUUCUUUCCCUUUUUCUUUCCUGAAGUUUCAGCUUUGAUACUACUAGAUUGAUUUUUUUUUCCUCGUAGGAAACUUCAUCUGCUGGAUUUAAAAACAAGAGCAGAAUGCAGAUUGUCCUCAGAUGGCACCCCACUAAGAAAUGGUUUACCAUCUCCCAGCAGCCGUGUUUCUCAGAACAAGAAGAACCCCUUCAGAUCCCUGUGGCAUGAGAAAAGCCUCUGGCUUUUAAACCCCGGGAGGAUGUCUCUAACUGACGAGCUGGAGAGCCACUUUUCUGCCACCCCCUACAUGGUGACAGACACAGGUGAGGACAGCCUGUUCAGAAUCCGGUCCAACGCCUCUGGCAAUGCCACCAGGGAUGGGAUGUCAGCCACCGGUUCCAUGGAGGACAUGAUUGCCAUCUGCACCAUUGGGACAAUCCUCUCCCUCAUGUGUGUGAUUGGGGUGACAGGCAAUGUCUACACCUUGCUGGUGAUGUGCCAUUACCUGAGAUCUUCCGCUUCCAUGUACAUUUACAUCAUCAACCUCGCGCUGGCGGACCUGCUCUACCUCCUCACCAUCCCCUUCAUCGUCGGGACCUACUUCAUUCAGAAAUGGUACUUUGGGGACGUUGGCUGUCGCAUCCUGUUCAGUCUGGACUUCCUCACCAUGCAUGCCAGCAUCUUCACCCUCACAGUCAUGAGCACAGAGCGCUACUUUGCUGUGCUGAAGCCCCUGGACACGGUGAAGAGGUCCAAGAGUUACCGCAAGGCCAUCGCUGUUGUGAUCUGGUUGGUGUCACUGCUGCUCACUCUCCCGAUGCUCAUCAUGAUCCAGCUGGUGCAAAGGGACAACAAAAGCAUCUGCCUGCCCACCUGGAGCAAGCUGUCCUACAAAGUCUAUCUCACCAUCCUUUUUGGUACCAGCAUCGUGGGCCCAGGGGUGAUCAUUGGCUACCUUUACAUCAGACUGGCUAAAAUAUACUGGGUGUCACAAACAGCCUCCUUCAAACAGACCAAGAGGCUGCCCAACCAGAAGGUGCUCUAUUUAAUCUUCACCAUAGUGCUGGUGUUCUGGGCUUGCUUCUUGCCCUUCUGGAUAUGGCAGCUCCUCUUCCAGUAUUACGAAUCCUUCCCUUUAUCUCCCAAGGUGAUGAAGAACAUUAAUUACUUGACAACCUGCCUGACCUACAGCAACAGCUGCAUCAACCCCUUCCUCUACACCCUGCUCACCAAAAACUACCGGGAGUACCUGAAGAACAGGCAGCGGUCCCUCAGCAGCAACAGCGGGUACUUCCAGAGGAGGAAUCGGUUCCAGAGGAUUUCAGGGAGAUCCCUGUCCACGAGCAGCCAGCACUGCACAGAGACAUAUGUCCUUGCUCACGCCCCUUUGGGAAACAGCAGUGCCUGAAGGUAAAAAUCUAUCUCCAAGAACAAUCAAUAUUGAUUCCAAUGUUGCUUUGAUUUAAAGUGUACACCAUAAAGGUGAAGCCUUGGCAGACCUGUGAUGUGCACACAUUUAGUCCAGAGGCUGUGCUGUAUGUCUGUUCUCAUUUUCUCCAGUGCCACUGAUUUGAUGCCAGCAGCAUUCAGCUGAACAUCUAUCUAAAUAGCCUUUCACUUUUUAUCUUUAUAUUUUAUAGUGUACAUCUCCUCAAGUAGCCAUCUAAUGAAAGCCUAUAACAGGGCCAUGAUUUUUAAUGGUAUCAGCUGUCUCACAGCAAUUGAAAUUAUGUUAUCCUAUGAAUGGCUGUAUUUUCCUCUUUUUUUUUUUUCCUCUCUAGCAGUGAUGCUAAAUUUGUAGCUGUAUGAGGACUGAAAACAAUGAAAUAAAGAGAAAACAGCUGAUGUUUGUGACACACAA
Messenger RNA from Pseudopipra pipra, 2359 nucleotides. Its product is annotated as urotensin-2 receptor-like. The transcript has 2 exons. Gene Ontology annotation, biological process: blood vessel diameter maintenance; neuropeptide signaling pathway; regulation of blood pressure. Bases 758 to 1906 code for a protein of 382 amino acids. The record is from RefSeq and is a predicted model, not a curated record. Gene Ontology annotation, molecular function: urotensin II receptor activity. Gene Ontology annotation, cellular component: plasma membrane. Lineage: Eukaryota; Metazoa; Chordata; Aves; Passeriformes; Pipridae.